Molecule: messenger RNA, 3923 nt
Organism: Gekko japonicus
Lineage: Eukaryota; Metazoa; Chordata; Lepidosauria; Squamata; Gekkonidae
Gene: PHF8
Product: PHD finger protein 8
Exons: 22
Coding region: 373-3321 (982 amino acids)
Biological process (GO): protein demethylation; regulation of transcription by RNA polymerase II
Molecular function (GO): transcription coregulator activity; histone demethylase activity
Source: RefSeq, a predicted model, not a curated record
UGGGGGGGGAGAAUGUUUUGACUUCUCCAACUUGGAGGGCUCCUGGGUAGACCUUCCUUGUUUGGGGUGGGGGAGGCAGAAACUGAAGCUGAGCCGAGACUGAAGCCGCGAGGGGGCUGCCGGCCCCACCUUGGACUUUUUGAGGAGGGGGUCUAGAAACCUUGGGGGGGGAGAAACCCACCAAAGCCAGCGUUCUCCCCCCAACCCCAAUAUCUACACACCUGGCAUAUUCACCUGGCAGCAAGACUUUGGGUUUUCCCUGCAGCCCCGCUCAGCAUGGCCCCCUUCCCGGGCAGCUAGGGGGCCUUCGGCGCCUGACUGGGGACCGCAGGGCCUUGUCUGCGUGUGCCCCCCAGCCCCCGCUCUCCGGCCAUGGCCUCCGUCCCCGUCUAUUGCCUCUGCCGCCUGCCCUACGAUGUCACCCGCUUCAUGAUCGAGUGCGACGUGUGUCAGGACUGGUUCCAUGGCAGCUGUGUCGGAGUGGAAGAAGAUGCAGCAGCCGACAUUGACUUGUAUCACUGUCCGAACUGCCAGCUCCUUCAUGGACCGUCUGUCAUGAAACGGCGCCGGGGGAACCAGAAACAGCCCGACUCGGCUGCCGGCAAAGACGUGGGCAAGACGGUGAAGACGGGCAGCACCCAGUUCAUUAAGGAACUCCGCAGCAGGACGUUUCCCAGUGCGGACGAGGUGAUCCUGAAACCGAGCGGAGCCCAGCUGACGGUGGAGUUCCUGGAGGAGAACAGCUUCAGCGUCCCCAUACUGGUCCUGAAGAAGGACGGGCUGGGCAUGACGAUCCCGCCCCCUUCCUUCACCGUGCGGGACGUAGAGCAUUACGUGGGGGCCGACAAGGAGAUCGACGUCAUCGACGUGACCCGCCAGGCGGACCUGAAGAUGCGCCUGGGGGACUUCGUGAACUACUACUGCGGCAGCCGUCGGGAGAAGGUCCUUAACGUCAUCAGCCUGGAGUUCUCCGAGACCAGGCUCUCUAACUUGGUGGAGACCCCCAAGAUCGUGCGCAAGCUCUCCUGGGUGGAGAAUCUGUGGCCGGGAGAGUCGGUGUUUGAGCGCCCCAACGUCCAGAAGUACUGCCUUAUGGGGGUGCGGGACAGCUACACAGACUUCCACAUCGACUUCGGGGGCACCUCGGUCUGGUACCAUGUGCUGCGGGGAGAAAAGAUCUUCUACCUGGUGCGCCCCACAGCUGCCAACUUGACGCUCUUUGAGGCCUGGAGCAGCUCGUCCAACCAGAAUGAGAUGUUUUACGGGGAUCAGGUGGACAAGUGCUAUCGCUGCCCUGUCCUAUAUAAACGAACAAUGCUUCCUCCCUCAGGCUGGAUCCAUGCCGUGUUGACCCCUGUGGACUGCCUCGCCUUCGGGGGCAACUUCCUGCACAGUCUCAACAUUGAGAUGCAGCUCAAGGCCUAUGAGAUUGAAAAACGCCUCAGCACGGCUGACUUCUUCAAGUUCCCCAACUUUGAAACCAUCUGCUGGUAUGUCGGCAAACAUCUUCUGGACAUCUUCCGAGGUCUUCGGGAGAACCGCAGGCACCCCGCCGCAUACUUGGUUCACGGAGCCAAAGCCCUGAACACAGCCUUCCGCUCCUGGACCAAGAAAGAGGCCCUGGCUGAGCACGAAGAAGAAAUCCCGGGCACCGUUCGUCCAGCUCAGCUCAUCAGAGAUCUGGCCAAGGAGAUCCGACUGGUGGAAGACAUGUUCCAGCAGAACAUCGGGAAGACAGGCACCCCGUUCGGCCUGCAGAGGGGCACGCAGCCCGGCGCCACCGCCAAGAAGGGAGACCAGAGCCCCAAGGAGUCGGGGAGGAAAGGCAGCCGGCGGGACGUGGCCACGGUCAAAGCCCUGGAGCUGGAGCUGCUGAACAAAUACACGCGGCAGGCCCUGAAGGGCGUGGAGAGCCCCAGCCAAGAGGAGUUUGAUUUGCCAAGUUCCAGCCUGGAAGACACAGAAGGGGAACCGGACCUGACGGAGGAGGAGCCGUCCUUGGUGGUGGCUAACGGCCGGGGCAGCAGGAAGGUCAAGGCUUCUGAGCGGGCCCGGAGCCGUAAAGGCGCGCGAGCCCCGCCCAGCCCGUCUGACGCCGAGGCCCUGGACAUCGACUCCGAAGAAGACCUGCAGAUUGACGAGACGCCGCGCCGGGAAAGGCGGAGCCUGGUGCUGCGCAAGAGACUGCCCAAAUUUCCCCGGAAGUUGCCACGAGCCAAACCCUGUUCUGACCCGAACCGAGUGCGGGAGCCUGGGGAAGUGGACUUCGACAUUGAGGAGGACUACACCACAGAAGAGGACGAGGAGGAGGAGGAGGCAUCUGGCGAUGAACAGCUGGAGGGCGGCAGCAGCGCCGGCGGGAUCCUGGACCUGCUGAAAGCCAGUCGGCAGGUGGGCGGCGCAGACUACGAUGAGCUCAGCUUCCUUGGACGCCCAAGGUGGGGCACCAAUGAUGGCCCAGGGCUCCUGGUGGGGUCCACUGCCUCUGGCCCCCCCACUCACGCACCUCCCCCGUCACCUGUCUCCAGAGUUUACCCUUCCUUGGAAUCUGAUGAAGAUGACCCAGCGUUGAAGUCGCUACCAAAGAAAAAGAAAAGCACGGACGAUGCUCCAUGGAGUCCCAAGGCCCGCGUCACCCCAUCCCUGCCCAAGCAGGACCGCCCCGUGCGCGAGGGCACCCGAGUCGCUUCCGUCGAGACGGGGCUGGCGGCAGCGGCGGCCAAGCUGGCUCAGCAGGAGCAGCAGAAGCUGCAGCGAAGGAAGCUCGUCGUGAAAAGGAAGCCGCCAUCCCCAAAGGCGCCCAGCCCGGAGCCGGAGCCGGAACCCGCGGAGGAAGAAGUGGAACUUGAACUUCCCCCGCCGCAACAGGAGCCGGACCCCGUGGAGCAGCAGAAGCUGCAGCGAAGGAAGCUCGUCGUGAAAAGGAAGCCGCCAUCCCCAAAGGCGCCCAGCCCGGAGCCGGAGCCGGAACCCGCGGAGGAAGAAGUGGAACUUGAACUUCCCCCGCCGCAACAGGAGCCGGACCCCGUGGCAACGCCGGUGCCCACCCCUCCCACGCCCGAACCCAAGCAGGAGCAGUUUGCCGGCAGCCUCGUGGACCACGAGUACACGGCCCGGCCCAACGUCUUCGGGAUGGCCCAGGUGAACCGCGGCUCGACGCCCAUGGCGCCGGGAGUCUUCCUGUCCCAACGGCGCCCUUCGGCCGGCUCGCCGGGUCCCCAGGCUGCACAGGGGAAACGCCCCAAGAAGGGCUUAGCGACGGCUAAGCAGCGGCUCGGCCGCAUCCUGAAGAUCCAUCGCAACGGCAAGCUCCUGCUCUGAACGCUGUCCCCAGGUCAGCUCCAGACCUCACCCCCCUCCCCGGGACGCUCAAGGAGGAGGGGCGAGGGGGCACAGAGACGUAUUUGGAGGCGCGCUACCAGGACAACGGGGUGUGGACCCGGCCCACGUGGCCUCCCUCUCCCCACGUGGAUCAGAGUCAGGACGGAGCUGCCCCUGCCGCCGGAAGCCUCGGACUAGACCGGCAGCGGCUCCAACCUCUGGCUGAACUGUGGGCCAUGCAGCUGGCCCCGCGGGGGCUCUCGAUCCCUACCUCGACCCACUGCACUUCCUUUCGUUCUGGGGCUGAUACCUCGGGAGGAUUUCUUCUUCUCCCCUCUGCCAAAUGGCGCGAGGAGGCGUCGGUUAGCCCCUCGUUCCCCCCCACCAAAACUGCUUCAUCACCUUUUGAAUUUUGGCUGUUGCACACGACAACCUGGCAUCUCAGUGUGGUGUUAUUUUUGUUUGUUUGUUUCUUUCCUUAACGGUUUUUCCCCCCAGCAGGAAGCAACCUCUCGAUGCCUUCAUUGAAAAGGAUAGCCCGUCCUUCCUUCCCCUCUUCUUCCUCUUUCUGUCUGUCUCUCUUUCUUUUUCCGUCUUUCUUU